Molecule: messenger RNA, 2138 nt
Organism: Juglans regia (Persian walnut)
Lineage: Eukaryota; Viridiplantae; Streptophyta; Magnoliopsida; Fagales; Juglandaceae
Product: hypersensitive-induced reaction 1 protein-like
Exons: 5
Coding region: 1049-1903 (284 amino acids)
Source: RefSeq, a predicted model, not a curated record
UAAGGACAUAUAUGAGGGCUGAAAAUAUAUAGGAAGCAACAAGAAUUCUUGGUUAUAAUUACGUGAAGGCACUGAGGGUGACAGGUUGUCUACAAAGUCUAUCCGCAAUUCUGCACAGUUCUCAAAAGUUUUAUUCCACUCCAUACAUUUCAAUACACCAUCUCGGUGCCUAUCUUGCAGCUUUUUGGUAUGUUUUUCCAUUAAUCGAAUUCUGAGUAUUCAGACAGUGAUCUUAGUUUCUCUUGUAAUCCUGAGACAUCUACCUUACUCGUAGCGAUGAUCUUUGUUUUCCAUCUUGUUUCUUUACUAUCUUCCAUUUCUAACCUCUUAACCUGGUGAGUUCCACAAAAUCCUGCCUCAGAUUUAGAAAUAUUACUUCAAUUUGGUAAAUUCCGCAUAUACUUAAUUUAUGACACAGUCCAGCUUUAUAAGUAUCUACCAGGAUUAACACAGACUUCAUUGCAGCUUUUCAUCGUCCGAUCACUGUUGUUUACAUAACUAUCUAUAUUUGUUCUUAGAAUAUUGUGCUUCAAUGCCGAAUAUGAAUGGAAGACACAAAAACAUAUUUAAUCUGUCUAUAUAUCUCGCCUUCUUAAUUCCACAUAACAAUCGCCGGACACUUUUUAAGUUCUAAAAGCUGCAUAUGGUGUGCAAGUUUCGCGUUCUAUCUUUUAUAUGAGAUCGAUAUAUUGAUAAUUUGCCUAUAAACUGGACUUUUCAUAUACAAUUUUCACAUAAAGAUUGCCCUCCUCUGUUUAUGAUUUGCAUCCGAUUGUGGGAAAAUUAAAGAGAUGCUUAAUUCCACACAAACUCAAGGGUUGACUCGUUGAGCUUUAAUGACCAUUUAGAUGGCAGAAAAGGCAAAGGUCAUAACUGGCUCUAAAUUUCAAUCAAAGGAUGCAGUGAGUGAACCAUGCAAGUUGUCCUACAGUGCAGGAAUAUGAAUUCCUUUCAAUUUUCUGACUCUUUCUAACCGUCAGUCAUGGGAGAUUUUUUCACCAUUUUCUUGGAUUCUUUUCAGCAAGGAACAUAUAUAAGCUAAACAAUCAUGGGUAACUUAUUUUGCUGUGUACAAAUCAACCAAUCCACAGUUGCCGUCAAGGAAAGAUUUGGAAAGUAUAAUGAUGUACUCGAACCAGGAUGCCAUUGUGUCCCUUGGAUUUUAGGUAGUCGCCUAGCUGGCCGCAUCACACUUCGGUUGCAGCAGUUGGAUGUACGAUGUGAGACAAAGACAAAGGACAAUGUGUUCGUUACAGUCGUUGCAUCCAUUCAAUACCGUGUUAUGGCUGAUAAGGCAAGUGAUGCUUUCUACAAACUUAGCAAUCCAAAAACCCAACUCCAAGCCUAUGUAUUUGAUGUAAUCAGAGCAAGCGUUCCAAUGCUAAACUUAGAUGAUGUCUUUGAGCAAAAAAAUGAUAUUGCAAAAGCAGUUGAAGAUGAGCUUGAAAAGGCUAUGUCUGCGUAUGGGUAUCAGAUUGUCCAGACACUCAUUGUUGACAUAGAACCGGAUGAGCGCGUGAAGCGAUCCAUGAAUGAAAUUAAUGCCGCUGCAAGGUUGAGGGUAGCAACUAGCGAGAAAGGAGAAGCAGAGAAAAUCGUGCAGAUCAAACGAGCAGAGGGCGAGGCAGAAGCCAAAUAUCUCUCGGGAGUGGGAAUUGCCCGGCAGCGCCAGGCAAUUGUGGAUGGACUGAGAGAUAGCGUGCUCGGCUUCUCGGUCAAUGUGCCGGGGACCACUGCUAAGGAUGUGCUGGACAUGGUGCUUAUCACGCAGUACUUUGACACCAUGAAGGAAAUUGGAGCUAGCUCUAAAUCCUCAGCAGUGUUCAUUCCACAUGGACCAGGUAUGGUGCAUGAUGUCGCCUCGCAGAUUCGAGAUGGGCUGCUUCAGGCAUCCUCUCAUUAGGAACAAUCAAGUCUCAAUUAAAUGAUGCGCCGGGGGUUCUGAUGAAGGUUAUGUGGUGUAACUUAUGUAAGUGUGCUCUUCCCAGGACUGCUCACCCGUAGUUGGUUGGUUUUGAGCAUUUUUGUUUUCUUAUUUGCGUGACGCACAUAAAAAAAAGUUGUAAACUUGUAAUUUGAAGUUCUGCCAUGUCGGAACUGCUAUUUCGAUGUAUAUUAGAAGAUUAUGUCCCGCUACA